ACCCUAUUUGAAACCCCGAGUUUCAUCGUCUACUUAUCUCUAAAUUAAACAAAUCCCACCAAAACAGAAGCAAAGCUUCGAAGAAAAAUGGAGAUUAAAAGUGAAACCAAUGAAGGCAACUCAAAGAGGAUCCAAGUCAGAUUUGUAACGAAGCUAAAAGCUCCAUAUAAAGUUCCCAAUACAGCCAUUGCAAUCCCUUCGCACUUCCAUCGCUUAGGCCUUUCCUCCAUUGUUAACAAGUUUCUUCAAGCUGUGAAUUCUGAGUGGAAAACCGAGCCCUUUGAUUUCCUGAUCGACGGAGAGCUUGUGCGGAUGCCUCUUGAGGAGUUUCUUCUUGCCAAGGGCAUUUCUGCGGUGCCUAAAGAAAUUGAAUACAUAAGAACUGUUGCCCCUCGAAAAGAGGCAGAGGCUUCUCCACAUGAUGAUUGGGUCAGUGCAGUGGAUGGUUCUAGUCCUAGCUUCAUUUUGACUGUUAUCUGUUCUUUUCUUUUUGUUGCUUUAUGGACUUCAGUGACAGAAAUUGUGUAUAUGUUUCUUUUAACAUUUGGAAAGGAGCGGCAUGGUGUACAUCAACUCAGAAGGGGCAGGAAGUGCUACAGUAGUCACUGCUUCAAAGAUCGAACUCUGAGGCUGUGGAAGUUUCAUACCGAGGACUCUAGUGACCAUCCAGCAAAGAUAAGAGCAUUCAAGAUAUUGCGUGGGCAUAAUGCAUCUGUACAAAGCAUUGCUGCAAAGACUUCGGGAGACAUGAUUUACUCGGGUUCUUGGGAUUGCACCAUCAAUUUAUGGCGUACAAAUGACUCUGAUAUAGAUGGGGAUACGGUGGCAAUCAAAAAAAGGAAAGUGAAUAAUAAAGUUGAAGAACUUCAAUCAGAGGGAGAGGCAGUGUUUGCACUCGUGGGCCAUACACAGUGCAUCUCUUGUGUGAGUUGGCCUCAUCAUGAAACCAUUUACUCUGCAUCAUGGGAUCACUCUGUUAGAAAAUGGGAUGUUGAGACGGGCAAAGAUCUGUAUGAUAUAGUAUGUAUAUCUCUCCCUCUAUAUAUUUAUGGUUAUUGAACUCACUAUGUUUCA
This is a messenger RNA of Hibiscus syriacus, 1074 nucleotides long. Its product is annotated as ribosome biogenesis protein WDR12 homolog. The transcript is spliced from 9 exons. The record is from RefSeq and is a predicted model, not a curated record. Gene Ontology annotation, cellular component: preribosome, large subunit precursor. Gene Ontology annotation, molecular function: protein binding. Bases 88 to 1059 code for a protein of 323 amino acids. Lineage: Eukaryota; Viridiplantae; Streptophyta; Magnoliopsida; Malvales; Malvaceae.